This is a messenger RNA of Diatraea saccharalis (sugarcane borer), 746 nucleotides long. The record is from the annotation of a GenBank genome assembly. Lineage: Eukaryota; Metazoa; Arthropoda; Insecta; Lepidoptera; Crambidae.
UUUUUUGGUUUCCUCGAUCAAACCGGGAAUUUUAAGCUUUUUCAACUUUCAUGUUGUCAUUUUUACAUUACUGUACUCGUUUAUAUAUGAGCCAUUAAAAGAAAUGGCUUAAACUUCUUUAUGUACAUAAAACUAAAUUGCCCUUCAUAUUUACUUGUUAAUAGUCUACUAUUAUUCUUUCCAUUCUGUUUUGACAUAUAUCAUAACCUAAGUAAAGUCAAAAACAAGUGUAAAUAGGAAAUCUAAUUUUAAUAUUAUAUAAUUCUAUUUGUAUAAUGCAGUUGUUAAUUCAGGCAUCCCCCUUAAUAAAUAAAAUAAAGUAUUGGCGUCAAGCAUUUAGUUUCAAUGAUGUACAACUCACUACAUCUCAAAAGGUUGUGUUAUGGAGCAUAGGUGUUGUUGGAACAAGUGCCAUAGUGGUUGGUGUAUUAUCCAGAUAUUUAGCUAGGCGAAGAGCAAAACCAAUCCUGAACCCCAGAAUUCAACGAGCUAUAAAUAAAAGAUUAUCCCGCAUGAGAAGCCCUAAUGGAGGCAUGGGUUCGGUGGCUAGUAGUGGUGGUCGAAGCAGCCCCUUGGGGUUUAGUGAGAGAUUGUCAUUGGCAUCUGGUUCAAUUGGAUCUGGAGGUGGUGAUGCAGCACCACUCUCACCUCAACAAUUAGGUGUAAUGGCGCCAUCUCUUGUCGAGCGGCAAUACCAAGAUGUUAUGAUAAAAGACAUGUUAAGAUCUAGUAUUUAUUACUUCUAA